Molecule: messenger RNA, 267 nt
Organism: Iphiclides podalirius (scarce swallowtail)
Lineage: Eukaryota; Metazoa; Arthropoda; Insecta; Lepidoptera; Papilionidae
Source: the annotation of a GenBank genome assembly
AUGUCUCGCAAGUCCCGGCAAGGCUACAGCAUCCGUCAUCUGCUACAGCUGCCCAACGCGCGCAGCCCCCCCUCCACGCCCCCCCAUCCGCCCGCACCCUGCAUCAAGGCACAUUUGACAUGUUAUUCAUUGCUAUCAGCCAAGCGCAUUAUUUCAGAACAAGAUUCAGGAUAUAGAGACAAAGCGUUUGAAGGGCCGAUACGGCGUGAUUCGCACGCGUUACGAGCGUUUAUCGGCAAGUACCCGCGCGGGAACAAUAACAAGUAC